Molecule: messenger RNA, 1316 nt
Organism: Solanum dulcamara
Lineage: Eukaryota; Viridiplantae; Streptophyta; Magnoliopsida; Solanales; Solanaceae
Product: peroxidase 51-like
Exons: 4
Coding region: 108-1103 (331 amino acids)
Biological process (GO): hydrogen peroxide catabolic process; response to oxidative stress
Molecular function (GO): peroxidase activity; heme binding
Source: RefSeq, a predicted model, not a curated record
AGAAAGAUUCUUUGGCCAACUUGCUUCUAUACUCCUUAAUUCCCCUUAUAUAUAACCUUGUUCUAAGUUCAAGAUUUGUAAACCAAUAUAUUGUUGUGAUUAUAGAAAUGGGCAACUUACAAGUUUUUAUUAUAUCAUAUUUGUCAAUUUCUUGUGUUGGUAUUUUGAUGCCAAACUUGGUAACUGCUCAACUUAAAACCAAUUAUUAUGCACAAACUUGUCCAAAUGUUGAAUCCAUUGUGCGCAAUGUCGUUAACCAGAAAUUCCAACAAACGUUUGUCACAAUCCCUGCUGUUCUCCGUCUCUUCUUCCAUGAUUGCUUUGUUGAGGGUUGUGAUGCUUCGGUGAUAAUAGCAUCAACGGCAGGAAACACCGCAGAAAAAGAUCAUCCAGAUAAUCUUUCAUUGGCUGGUGAUGGAUUUGACACUGUUAUUAAAGCAAAAGCCGCAGUUGAUGCGAUCCCAAGUUGUAAAAAUAAAGUUUCUUGUGCCGAUAUUCUCUCCUUAGCCACUAGAGAUGUCAUCCAACUGUCUGGUGGACCAAGGUAUGCAGUGGAAUUGGGAAGACUAGAUGGGUUCACAUCAAAAUCUUCAAACGUGGAAGGCAACUUACCUAAACCUACAUUCAAUUUGGAUCAACUCAAUACAAUGUUUACCUCUCAUGGUCUAAAUCAAGCCGAUAUGAUCGCUCUAUCCGGGGCCCAUACUCUUGGAUUUUCUCAUUGCGACAAAUUUUCCAAUCGAAUUUACAACUUUAGCCCUAAAAACCCAGUGGAUCCAACACUAAACACGACAUAUGCAGCCCAAUUACAACAAAUGUGUCCAAAAAAUGUGGACCCAAGGAUAGCCAUCAACAUGGACCCAAUUACACCAAGGGCCUUUGACAAUGUAUACUUCCAAAACUUGCAAAAAGGAAUGGGCCUAUUCACGUCAGAUCAAGUGUUAUUUACAGACCAAAGGUCCAAAGGUACUGUUAAUUUAUGGGCCAAUAAUUCUAAAGUUUUCGAAACCGCAUUUGUUAAUGCCAUGACUAAAUUGGGUCGGGUUGGUGUUAAGACGGGCAAGAAUGGAAAUAUUCGUAGAGACUGUGGAGCAUUUAACUGAUUGAAGUUUGCAUUGCUUGUGAUUUGUGAAUGACAAGAAAAGAUUGUAAACUAGAAUUUUUGUUGUUGCUUUAAUAAGGUGGGUGAGUUAUGCAAUAAUGGAAUAAGAAUAGGAGCUUGAAAUUCAACUUAAAACAACCAGCGUAUAGGUAAUGUGUAUGCUUGUAAACCCAAUGAUGUUCUGGUGAAAUUGCAGCUUCUAAGCUUAGAUUAA